AUGACCACUACGAGUUCGAUUCUCAAAUUAGCAGCAGCAGUGGCUUCGUCGGUAUACGUGCUAGCACAGGUGGCAAAGAUUGUACGACAGGGGCAGAACCCCCGGCUAACGAAACUUCCGCCCACGUCCCGGGGGGUCGAGAGUCUCGUGGGGAACACUCCUUUAAUCGAGAUCAAAUCCCUCUCCAAACUCACUGGGUGUCGAAUCUACGCUAAGCUCGAGCUCUGCAACCCUGCCGGAAGCGCCAAGGAUAGAGUGGCACUUGCCAUAAUCCGAGAAAAUGAAAAGUCGGGCAAAUUGACUCCCCACCACGGCGAUAUCAUUUUUGAAGGCACAUCUGGGUCAACAGGAAUUUCGUUUGCUUUACUUUCCAAUGCCCUCGGAUACCAUACACAUAUAUGCUUACCAGAUGAUACCAGUGACGAAAAAAUCAAGUUACUCGCCAGUUUGGGUGCUAUCAUUGAACCCGUCAAACCCGCAUCGAUUGUCGAUCCCGAACAAUACGUAAAUGCAGCCCGAGCGAGAGCAUCUGCUAUUAAUGACGACCAACUGGACCCUCGGAAUGCUGUGUUUGCCGACCAGUUCGAAAACGACUUCAACUGGAGAGUUCACUACAAUACUACCGGUCCUGAAAUAUGGACGCAAAUGCAGGGUCGUAUUGACUGCUUCAUAACCGGUUCCGGUACCGGGGGGACUAUUGCCGGAGUAGGUAGGUACUUGAAAGAACAGGAUGCGUCUGUUAGGGUGAUCUUGGCAGAUCCACAAGGAAGUGGGUUGGCCAACCGUGUCAACCAUGGCGUCAUGUACGACACGGUCGAGAAGGAAGGCACGCGGCGGCGUCACCAGGUCGACACGUUGGUGGAAGGUAUCGGGUUAAACCGUUUGACCUGGAACUUCCAGCAGGGUGAGAAGUACAUCGACUCGGCGGUGCGAGUGUCAGACGACCAGGCAUUGAAAAUGGCCCGGUUUUUGUGCGAGAAUGACGGGUUGUUCUGGGGGUCGUCUGCCGCCAUCAACUGCGUGGCUGCGGUGCAGACGGCGUUGACGUUGGGUCCAGGCCACCAGAUCGUCGUGGUGGCAUGCGAUUCUGGUGCCCGGCACUUGUCGAAGUUCUGGGCUCAUGCUGCCCGUCUUCCUGCUGAUAUUUCUCUCCAGGAUAUUGUUUAA
Messenger RNA from Yamadazyma tenuis ATCC 10573, 1167 nucleotides. It is a transcript of the gene cys12, whose product is annotated as putative cysteine synthase. NCBI's taxonomy places the organism in Eukaryota, Fungi, Ascomycota, Pichiomycetes, Serinales, Debaryomycetaceae. Gene Ontology annotation, cellular component: cytoplasm. The record is from RefSeq and is a predicted model, not a curated record.